AUGGCAGCUCGACAGUCAACACCAGCCUCCGAGCACUCCCAUUCCGAUAGCAAUGUUCGCAAGAGAGUCUGCAAGGCCUGCGAUCGCUGUCGCCUAAAGAAAUCCAAGUGUGAUGGAUCCAGUCCCUGUUCACGGUGUCGCGCCGACAAUGCAAUCUGCGUCUUUGGCGAGCGCAAGAAGGCCCACGACAAAGUGUACCCGAAGGGAUACGUUGAAAUGCUCGAACAGCAACAAUCAUGGCUCGUCCACGGUCUCCAAGAAUUAUACCGCCGCAACAUCGAAGGCGAAGGCUGGCCCGGGGAUCAUCUCAAGCUCGAACCCAACGGCAAUCCCCUCACGCACGAUCUCCUCAUGCGCCUCGGCGCCCUGGAUAGCAGCAAAGGCGAACGAUUCGAAGAAAGCCCCGAAACCCUGCAAACAGACCUCUGGCACACGAACAGCGGGAUGCAACGACAAGAGUCCUCCGACGGCGGAUCCGAGAGCGCACAAUCCCCCGCCCGCUCACGCUUCUCCGAUGCCUUCUCCCACAUGCCCCCAACACCACCCACCUACACCAGCAGCCCGACGCAGAUCAAGAGCGAGCAGAUGCCCAGUACGCCCCAGUAUGCGGCGCCGAUGUCGAUGCAGGGGGUGGUGAACCCGUUGGCGUUACAGGAUCCGCCACAGUGGACGGGACAGUUCCAUCCGUUCGAUGAGAUGGAUUUGAUGCCGGAGUAUGCGCAGAUGCCGUUUGAUGAUCAAUUGUCGCCGAUGUUUAAUCGUCAGAUGCCGGCGAAUUGUCUAUCGCAAGGGUCUUAUCUCGAGCCGAAGAGUGAUUAUGAGGACUUUAAUCAGUUCUUGAAUCCCAAUCCUACGGAGAUUACUUCGAUCUAG
Molecule: messenger RNA, 873 nt
Organism: Penicillium brevicompactum
Lineage: Eukaryota; Fungi; Ascomycota; Eurotiomycetes; Eurotiales; Aspergillaceae
Product: Zn(II)2Cys6 transcription factor domain-containing protein
Exons: 3
Coding region: 1-873 (290 amino acids)
Biological process (GO): regulation of DNA-templated transcription
Molecular function (GO): zinc ion binding; DNA-binding transcription factor activity, RNA polymerase II-specific
Source: RefSeq, a predicted model, not a curated record